UCCCCUCUGUGUUUCCCAUAUGUCAAAGUCUUUGUGCUUUUCAAGACAGCGAGGCGACAGAAGGGGGAAGAAAAACAGCUGGAUCCAAGAAUCAGUCCUGCUAGCGGCUCGGCUAGCUGUAUCACCCCUUCAAGCUAGCGCUUUCUCCUCGGCUGCCUGACUUCCAGAAGCUGGUGGUGAGGCUGAUGAUGAGGUGUGAACAUGGAGGCUCCUGAAUACCUGGACCUGGAUGAGAUCGACUUCUCUGAUGAUUCAGCGUAUUCUGUGACGUCUCUGAAGAGCAUCCCAGAGUUGUCCAGGAGGAGUGAUGGCCCGGCCGAGGAGAGACCUGCUCCAGCCAUCAACUGGAGCCGCAGCGUUUCCUCCCACACCAGCGGGGGAAUCAAACCCACGGGGCUCGCUGAGGUCCACAGUAAGUUCCGGCCCGUGAAGAGGGUCUCCCCUCUCAAACACCAACCAGAGACCACCGACUCUGACUCAGAGGGUAAAGUCCAGGGCCUGGGGGAGUCCGGGGAGGCCAGUAAGGAUGACCCCAGCUCUGACAAACCGACUCAUGCAUCCACCUCCUCGGAUGGGUCGGGAGGGAAGGCGAAGGGCCUGGGCGGCAGCGUUGGUGUCGUUGGAGGGCUCAACCCCCAGGCUCUGUUCGGGGAGCUGGAGCACUAUGAUCUGGACAUGGAUGAGAUCCUGGACGUGCCUUAUAUCAAGUCCAGUCAGCAGAUGUCCACGCUGCCUCGGGUCCCCCAUGACAAGCGCUCGGUGACGGGGAGCAACCUGGGUGGAGGGACCCUGGAGAGGACCCGGGGAGGGGGGCUGAAGAGCUCCGCUUUAGCCCACAACGAGCCUCUGAGCCUGGGCAGCAGCAGCUCACAGACUCAGUAUUGUGUUCUGUCUCCGCUGAAGUGGUCCGACCUGAGGAAGUCCAAGUCGAUGGAUCCAGACCUCCACCACCUCCACCGCUCCCCGGCUGGAGGAGGCUACCAGUCGGAGUUGCUCUCCUCCGGACUCCUCAGCUGCUCCUCCUCCAUCUCUUCUUUCUCUGAUGCAGACAAGCUGCUGUCUGCGCGGGUCUACCCAGACUCUCAGAACCAGAGGCCGGGCAUGGAGCCACCAGGGGGGAGCCCGGGGAUGAUGUUCCCCCUGCCCGGGGGCAGCGUGGGCAGGCAGGACGCCUCCAAGUCCAGGGCUCCUGGUCCAGGAGGAGGAGGAGGGGGUGGAGGCAGCAGUGGGCCAAGGGGGUUUGGAGGAGGUGGAGGAGCAGGAGCGGAGGUGGACGAGGAGACCAAGAAGAACCAGAACAUCAUCAACAUAGUCAGAGAGGGACAGAUGUCUUUGCUGCCUCACCUGGCAGCAGACAACCUGGAGCUGAUCAGAGACGAGGACGGGAACAACCUGUUGCACAUCUCGGCCUGUCAGGGCCACGCUGACUGUCUGCAGCAUCUCACCUCCCUGAUUGGGGAGGACGGCCUCAACGAACGCAACAGCCAGCAGCUCACCCCCGCAGGUCUGGGAGUUAAGAACGGUCAUCUAGAGUGCGUGAGGUGGAUGGUGAGCGAGACGGAGGCCAUUGCAGAGCUGAGCUGCACCAGAGAACAUCCCAGUCUGAUCCACUACGCUGCCCGCUAUGGACAGGAGAAGGUCUUGUUGUGGUUGCUUCAGUUCAUGCAGGAACAGGCGAUCUCUCUGGACGAAGUCGACCAGAACGGAAACACUGCUGUCCACGUGGCGGCUCAGUACGGACACCUCACCUGUAUACAGACUCUGGUGGAGUACGGCUCCAACGUGACGGUCCAGAACCAGCAGGGGGAGCGGCCUUCCCAGAGUGCCGAGCGGCAGGGACACACCACCUGCGCUCGGUACCUGGUCGUCGUGGAAACCUGCAUGUCGUUGGCCUCCCAGGUUGUUAAACUCACCAAACAGCUCAAUGAACAGGCAACAGAGAGGAUUACUUUACAGAAACAACUGCAGAGACUGAUGGACCCCGCAGAGGGGAACCUUCCAGACACCCAGAUUAUUUCUUUUCCCUCUCUGGACUCCAGCUCCCAUCAGCCCUCAGUGGAGGCGUGGCCAGAGAUGAUGUUGACAGCAGAGGGGACUCCAAGUGACGGUUGGUUGGUUCGUCAGGGAGGGGUGGGUCCAGACCCAGUUUUGCGGCAGCUGCUGGGGAAGGACAUGUCGGACACGCUGUGUCCCAGGGAGAGGCUUCCCCCGGCGGGCGGCCCCGGGGCCCCUGGGACCCGCAGGAUCGGGCUGGUGGAGAGGAGAGAGCUCAAACUAGCAAGACUCAAACAGAUUAUGCAGCGCUCUCUGAGUGAAUCCGAUUCGGACGGUUAUCCACCAGAGGAGGGUAAAAGUCAAGGAGCCUCUGCCUCAAAUACACUGCGACCCGAUAGGCCGUCCCAUUUGCCAAUCACAGAGGAGGAGCCAGUGUCAAACCACCUUAACCUGGUGAUGAGGAAGCACCUCCCUUCCUCCUCUUCCUCCUCAUGCAUAGCUGAGAGAAAGCUGGCGUUUUCUCUCAGCGGGUCAAAGUCGGCGGACAGCGUCGGUGUUAACCCCUCCCCCACCUCCAGCGACCCCGAGGCGGCAGACGGUAAAACACCAGACGCUUCCGGCGACCUCCAAGACGCCGCCAACGGCCAGAAAGCUGCCACCAGCCCCAAGAGCGCCCUGAAGUCGCCCUCGUCUCGCAGGAAGACGUCCCAAAAUCUCAAGCUGAGGGUCACCUUCGACGAGCAGGUCCACAAGAGCUCCACUCAGGAGGCAGAGCAGAUCAAAGGGCAUCAUGGGAAGGAGAGGACUCCAACGGGAAGCUCUGAAAGCAAGCGGCCGUUCGGGGCGUUCCGCUCCAUCAUGGAAACGCUGAGCGGCAACACAAACCACAACAACAACAGCGGGGGUCAGUCAGGCUCCACCUGUCAGAACUCACCUGGCAGGAAGUCUGAGAGUAAAAGCAGCCCUGGCGGAGGAGGGGGGGCUAAGGGCAAGAGCAAAACCAGUAACGUUUAACCAACGAAUGCCUACUGAAGGCAGAGAGCACAUAACAGACCGAUAAAGCAAACAGCAAGAGGCAACCAACAUGAGAAAUUUAUAUUCAAAUGGUAGCAGAGAUGUCGCAUAAAAAUCCACUCGGAAAUAAUAUUUAAAAAAAUACC
Molecule: messenger RNA, 3155 nt
Organism: Etheostoma spectabile (orangethroat darter)
Lineage: Eukaryota; Metazoa; Chordata; Actinopteri; Perciformes; Percidae
Gene: sncaip
Product: synuclein, alpha interacting protein
Exons: 12
Coding region: 202-3009 (935 amino acids)
Molecular function (GO): ubiquitin protein ligase binding
Source: RefSeq, a predicted model, not a curated record